Messenger RNA from Numida meleagris (helmeted guineafowl), 6056 nucleotides. It is a transcript of the gene NYX, whose product is annotated as nyctalopin. The record is from RefSeq and is a predicted model, not a curated record. Gene Ontology annotation, molecular function: protein binding. The transcript has 3 exons. Gene Ontology annotation, cellular component: plasma membrane. Lineage: Eukaryota; Metazoa; Chordata; Aves; Galliformes; Numididae. The coding region runs from base 4476 to 5897 and encodes 473 amino acids.
UCUGGAAAAAAAAGUUCUUCCUUAUUUCCAAUCUAAAUCUUCCUUCUUUUAGUUUGAAACCACUUCCCCUUUUCCUAUCACAACAGACCCUGCUAAAGAAUCUGUCCCCUUCUGUUUCCUCCACCCAUCUGUGCCAUAGAAGCUGAGACAAGAUGAUGGCUUUUGGUGUCCUUUGGUGGUCCUUCAAUCUGCCAUCCUUUUCAGGCACUGUGGAGCAUCAGGGUGAAGGUAGGCACAGCCCUCUGUAGUUAGAAACAGUGCCACUUCCCCAUCCCACACCUGCACACCCUGAAAGUGCAUCUCCAACGCUGCUGCUAGGAGAAGUGUAAAAGCUCUGCUGAAAUCAAAAGGAACUAAGAGCCAUAGUAAGAAAUUCUGGGUAGGACCUUUUUUUUUCUUUUUUUGAGAGCUGACGUGUCUUGCAGAGCCCCAGUGUGAUUUAUUUUUAAUGCUGCAUAUUUAGCCCUCCUUUGCCUUUCCUACAGCUCAGCUUGAGCACUGUGCUUCUGCAACCUCAACCUUCCCCUGCCUUGUACGUGUGGUGUUUACCUCAUUUGUUUUCUGCUUCCCACCAUACACACACAGCAUUUGUUCUCUGUUAUAACUCAAAGGCAUGGUAGCUCAAGCAACUUGUUGCAACACACUUGUUGCUAAAGCGCAGCUGUUGCUAGCACAGCUUUCCCCCACUCUUAUCAGGCUCAAGCAAACCUGAUUCAAUGUAUACGGCCUCAGUGGGUAGCUUAGUACAACCUAGAAAGAGUGAUUUACAAGCUGCAGCUUUGCUGCUGUUGAACUAGUGGGAAUUGAGCUAACUUUUUGCCAGUUGCUAAGCUUGAGACCUGGCACUGAUCUCAUCCAAGAGCAUAGUACUCAUUGCGUGGGCAUUGCUUUCUCCGUCACUGUUGGCUUGGUGUCUCAGAAAAAGCUGUUGUGCUUCUUACAUUUGGGUUGCCCGAGUUUGUUUGUCCCUUGCACGGGGCCCAUGCUUUCCCGGUGGUUGUACACACAGAGCUUACCUGCACUGUGCAGGCUUCCUCUUGCCUGGCCUCUUUGCUAGGAGGGGUGCAAGGCAUGUGCAUGGCUGCUUGUGUUGAAACUUGUUAGCUGGAGGGAGGGCUCGGCCACAACAAACAGCUUUUAAUAGGUUCUCCUGCUGUGUUUUCAGCCAAGCCGUUGAUGUGGGCUUGAUUAUUCAGUGAAUGAAUGCAUUUCCAUUUUGAUUAUGCGCUUGGGAAAGCACAUUAAGUUCAUUUAACGAAUCUUCCAGAUCAUCUGUAAGAAUAAACUGCUCUAAACCUUCUGAUUAUUAUGUUAUUGAAGUUCAUUUCCUCAUAGAUGAUUGGCUUCUUUCCUAUCGGCCAGCAUCCUUGUUAGACAACAGAAUUAUCCUUGUGCAUCUGUAAAUAGAUAAUGAUGGCUACUCCUCGUUACUUGGGGCUUAGAAGUGUCAGUCAGGUUGGGGAAGUACCACUGCAAGCAGAACAAAAAUCACCUUGCAGCAUGACUGUAGCCUUGGAAAGCCCUUGGUCCUGGAGGGCUUCUGCUUUGGUCUCACCAAGUGCCUGAGCUGGCUCCUGACCUGGGGCAGGGUAAGUGCUGAACCAGCCCAAAGUAUCUAUUCUGUUCAAGGCGGAGAAGGUGGCACUUAUCCUGUUCUGUGGAUGGGAGAUGUGAAUGAUGAGGAGGCCAAUAACCUGUCUGGUGAGGCCUGGCAGGGCUGCUGGCUUGAACAACCUGUGACGUGCCGUGGGUUUGCUGUGGAGAGGCUAUUUCAAAAGACAUAUUUGCAGGGCUGUGGAAGCGACUCUAUUAGUUGACUCAUCAGCUGCGAGGGAACUGUACUGUGUUUCCAUCAGAUAACAAGGAACUGAAAGCAGCCAUUGCCAGCAGCCCAUGGAAAGCACAGUGUGAGGCGGUGAGCAGGAGAAGGCAGCUCUGGGCUUGUUGCACUGGACAGAAUUGACCCCAUGCCUGCUGGUGGGACACGCGAACAGCAGCUGCUCGAAGGCAGAAGUGAGAGCAGGGGGAAGAUGAGGUGGCCCAGCCCCAGUUCAGGUUUCACCAGCAGCCAUUUGGCCCUGAUGUUAACCCUAGAGUGUGUUCCCUUUCAGAUGACACUUGUGCUGCUGACUCUGCACUUUUGGGUCUCUGCUACUGCUGCACGGUUUGGCCACGGUGCAGGACCAGGUUCUCAGACCCAGGUCUGAGAGCUGGUGCCCACCCUGACCCUCUCCUCCUGUUGUUUCAUUGGCUUUGUUUCUUGGCCCUCCCGAUGCAGCAGGAAGAUAGGAAAAUCGGCUGUUCCAGCACCACCCAGGAUUUCCUGGGACCUGCUGGCACAUGGCUGGGCUGAUGUUUCUUAGAGCUCAUGUAACUAACUUCAGUGGGAGGCAGCCUCAUACACGGAUGGGGGAACUGUCCCUGUUAAGACCAGCCCAGAAGUGAAAAAAAACCCUAUUUUUUACCUAGAUCAGUUUCACUAUGAUAGCCCAUGCCUCGGCAGCGUGCACUGUGGCUGUGGGAAUGCAAGUAGUGGUGCAAGGACCUGCAACAUGGAAGCCCAGGCCAGCAUGGUGAAUGUGAGACUGAGACCAUCUAAUGGGCUGUGCUUCGGUCUGUAAUGCCCUGCCAGGGAGGUGCCAGGGCUUGGAGGGCGCCGUGUGCACCCAGCAGUGAAGUGUGGACACUGGCAGAGGCUGCUGGAGGGAAUUAGGGUGCCAGAAAGCCCACCCAGUGCUAAGCAUCUGCAGCGCUCCUGGCCCUGAGCACUCAUCAGCCCCAAGUCACACUGACAAGGGUCAAGUGUGGUUUAAAGCCCGGGUUGUUGUUGUUUUUUUUUUUUUUAAAUAAAACCAAACACAAGCCUCUUUCAUCUGCCGCUCAGAAUUUCAGCUUUUCUACUUAAGAAGACUGAAACUUCUCCCCACUGAGCCACUUUCUCACGUUGCCAUCUCAUUUCAGCCCCGGGGGCGAGCAGAACAUGAAGCUGGAGUUGCGGGGGCUGGCAGAAGAGCUCAGUGUUCCCGCAGGCUUCUCCCCGAGGUGCCUGCAGAGCGAAGCUCCCCAGCCAGCUGGCUGCCCGCAGCUGGGUAUUUCCCAAAAAGGUGACCUCAGUGCCCCCCCGGCAGCCUCCCCAGUGUGCCUGUGCCGAGGCAUCUUCUCAGCGCUGUGGUUGAGAGGGGACCACAGGCGGACUUGUGUGGGUGGAUAGCACGGAGCUGAGCUCCGCUGGUGGCAGCUUCAGCAGCGCCGCUGUCGGGGCUGGGGCUGCUGACAUCGCUAUAGGCACAUCCUGCCUCCAUCGCCCCCAAAUGUGGCUGCUGGAGUGAAGCUUUCCUGCUGCAUCGAGCAUAAAUUCAUCAGGCAUUCCAUUUCCUAAGGGAAAAAAAAAAAAAAAAAAGCAGAACAAUUUGCUUAGGGAUAAAGCGUAGAGCCAUUUUCCCUCUGGCACAGUGAGUGCAGUUACCUGAGGCAUGGAGGGCUGAGAUAACUCGCUCAUUCAGCUCCCUCUCUCUGUCAUCUUUCUGUCAGAAAAGGCUUUAAAAAGCAAUUCACGUCCCGAAUGCAGAAUCUCCACAUACCGGACCUGUCCUUGUGAUUUCCACACAGCAACUGCGGCAUCACAAGCAGAAUGGUCUCUUAGACAGUGCAGUGCUCAUUAUUUUGAGGGCCAUACCCACCACACAAGCUCCCUGUGUUUGCAGCCCCUUUUCCCAGCGCUGCUGUCGUCUCCUCGUCCUUUAGGAGCAAUGCUUAUUGGCAUCCUAUUUGAAAAGCUCAAUUAACUGCAGCCAUAAGCCUGUGCUUGCCCCCAAAUAUAAUCAUAUUUAGGCUGCGCCCUCUGCUCCCACCCCCUCGGCCAUUAUCUAAUGGGCAGCGGAGUGAUAGCUUUCGGUAAUGCUGUUUGAAUGGCAGCGGUUCAGUUCUGGGCUUAAUUUUUUUAUGGUGGGUUGGCAGGGGGAGAAAGCGCCGGUUUGGAUUGCCUGCAAUCCCUGUUUUGCUUUUGGAGCUUUAGGGGACGGACAUGUUCUUCCAUCUCCGCUAAUCCCCCUCUGAUAUCGAGGAUUUUCCUGCCAUUAAAUGAUAGCUUGUGAGAAAAAAAAAUGCCAGCUUCCCAGAGGCAGAAUGCAGCUAAUGGCAUCCCUGUGAGCAGGAGGGAGAGCACAGCCGCUGCCCGGCCAGCCAGGAGCACACCGUCGGCACAGCUGGAAGGAAGGAAAACCUGCAGGGUUGGCUGAGAAGGUGGAUGGUGGAAGGAAGGCGCCCGGCAGGGAGGUGUGGAGUGCUGGGGACUGUCAGAAACCGCGUGCAAGAGGAUCCUCUUCCUCAGUCUUCUUUGUAAAUAUAGACCUGGCAGUGGGAAAAUGAUGCAGGCAAACAAGAGGGUGAAACCUGUCUCUGCUCUUCCCGUGUGCUUUUAGAUCCCCCAAGUUUGCUUGCCAGACCUGAAAUGCCACUAGUGAAUAAUCAAGGUAAUGUUUGUCGUCAUUUUAAAUGUGAUCCUCUGGGUGCCCCAUGUCUACGCGGUGUGGGCCUGUGUGCGGUCCUGCCCUCCCAACUGUGUGUGCACCCAGGAGCGGAGCUGCUCCGUCCUCUGUGACCGUGCCGGCCUGGGGCAGAUUCCCAGCGAAUUCCCCUGUGAAGCCUCCUCUAUUAACCUGGACAAAAACAGCAUCAAAUUCCUCUCCGAGAGGGCCUUCGGUACUUUGCCUUCCCUCAAAUCACUGUCCCUCAACCACAACAAUAUCUCCUUCAUCACUCCGGGGGCUUUCAAAGGGCUGCCCAGCCUGACAGAGCUGAAGAUGGCCCACAACGAGUACAUCCGCUACCUGCACACACGGACAUUUACUGCUCUCAGGCGGCUGGUCAAGCUGGACCUGGCGGACUGCAACCUGUUCAACAUCCCAGACAGGAUCUUCAUUGAGCUGCACUCUCUGCAGGAGCUCUUCUGCUUCCAGAACAACUUCCGAAGGAUCCCAGGUGCCAUUAGGGGUAUGGAAAAUCUGACCCACGUUUACCUGGAGAGAAACAGGAUCGAAGCAGUAGCCUACAACUCCCUGCAGGGGCUGACCAAGCUGAAAUACCUGAAUCUGCAGGACAACAGGAUAAACGUCAUUCAUGAGCGAGCUUUUCAGGGCUGCCGGAAGAUGGAGUACCUGUACCUGAAUGACAAUUUGAUUAGUGAGCUUCCAGAAAACUCUUUCGAUGGCCUGAGGUGCCUGAAAAUGCUCAACCUGGGGGGGAAUUUCCUCAGGAACGUUUCCAACACGUGGUUCAGGGACCUGGUGGAGCUGGAGGUCCUCUACCUGGACCGCAACAGGAUCAACUACAUUGAGGAGGGGGCUUUUGAGAACCUCACCAGCCUGGUCUCCUUGCACUUGAACAGCAACAACCUGACAACCCUGCCCUUCUCUGUCUUCCAGCCUGUGUACUUCCUGGGACGGCUGUACCUUUUCCGCAACCCCUGGGAGUGUGACUGCCGCAUUGAAUGGCUGAAGGAGUGGAUGGAGAACUACAGGCUCGUCAGGGACAUUCCCUGUGCCUCCCCAUCCUCGGUAGCUGGGAUUGACCUGAUGGACGUGCUCUAUGAUAGAUCACCAGAAGGUUACUGUCUUGACCCUGUGGAGCUAAAUGUCACAUCUGACAGCCCGACCCCAAGUGGUGAGCCUUUCUCUACCACAGAGAGCAAGUUCAACAGCCUUAUUUCUAAACUCUUGCUCCAGAUGGGCCUUCCUGAAGAGGUGGCGAACACCACUGAAGUCUUUGGUAAUGCUACACAACUGGAUGGACUCACUGAUGGGGUUACUUCUGGCACAAGGGAAGACAGCAGCAAAGCUAUCUCCUUCUCUUUCCACCUCCCAGCACUUCUUACAGUGGUUGUUUUCCAGAGCAAGUAGUGCAAGAGCUGCCUGGAGCAUGUAUCCUGCUGGAGGCUACCAUCUGUGGGAUUGUGACUGAACACCUCUAAGUCUCUGUCCCUUCCUAGCCCUAGGCACUGCCUGGGGUUGCUAUGAAAGGUUGCUGCCCCUUUUAAACAGGAGGACGGUACCUGGGGA